Solenopsis invicta (red fire ant) is the source of this 4848-nucleotide messenger RNA. RefSeq lists its product as uncharacterized. The record is from RefSeq and is a predicted model, not a curated record. Gene Ontology annotation, molecular function: nucleic acid binding. Gene Ontology annotation, biological process: DNA integration. Bases 1 to 4848 code for a protein of 1615 amino acids. NCBI's taxonomy places the organism in Eukaryota, Metazoa, Arthropoda, Insecta, Hymenoptera, Formicidae. The transcript has 2 exons.
AUGGCCGAUCGAAUUAAAUUCAUAACUCAAAAACGAACAUCGUUAAAAUCGCAAAUUACGGGUUUGACGAAUUUACUAGAACGAGAACGAUAUGACAAAACCGCGUUAAAAUUGCGUAUGGCGCGGAUCACCGAGUUAUAUCACGCUUACGAAGAAUUCAAUGAUGAGCUCGCGUUAUUAGACUCGCCCGACGAUGAAUUCGCGAACGUACAAGAACGAUAUUAUUUGUUAGCGGCCAAAAUAGAGAAAAUUAUAAAUCCGAACAAGUCAUCGUCUGACGCAAUCGCCGGGCCCUCAAACAUCAUCGUAGCCACCGAGACCACGACAAACACUGCGCCUAUAAAAAGAAAAAUAAAGUUACCGGAAACCGCUUUGCCGACUUUCGACGGCCGAUAUGAAGAAUGGCUGGCGUUCAAAAAUGCGUUCCUUGAAAUGAUAGACGUGCGAACAGAUCUUGCCGACACCGAAAAAUUGCAAUAUUUGAAAUCCGCGUUAAAGGGUGAUGCAGCCAAUAAAGUCAAGCGUUUAACUAUCGAAGGCGCGAGCUAUAGCAAAGCGUGGGAAUUAUUAACACGGGCGUACGAAGCGAAACGAAUCUUGGUUUCACGUCAUCUCUCAAUGCUAAGAGAGUUACCCGCGUUAGAGAAAGAAACGACGGAUGGCUUAUCUAGACUUGCCGACGACGCGCAACAACAUGUCGCAUCACUAAACGCGCUGGGGGUUAGUGUAGGAUCCGAGGUUCUAGUAAAUUGGCUAGAAAGCAAGCUUCCAAAAAUUACUGCCGAGAAAUGGGAAGAAACGUUGGAUCGAGACGAAUUUCCCAAGAUAGACGAACUAUACGAAUUCUUAUAUCGAACCGCAGCUCGUGUUUCCAAACGCGUCCGAACAGAGAUCACUAGACGAGAUGACGAUAAAUCAUCACCGGCCGGAAAAAGGGCGCGAAUCGGGAACAAAGCAUUCGUGGUCAGCAAAGUAAACAAUUGCGCUGCUUGCAAAAUCCAUCAACACCCAUUAUUCAAAUGCGAUAAAUUCAGACAAUUAGAUGUGCCUAAACGAAUCGAGGUGGUAAAAAGGGCCAAGCUAUGCUACAACUGCAUGCGGUCACAUUUGGGGAAAACGUACACAGGCGCUACAGCUAAUUUCAUCUCUAUAAACUUCGCGAAACGUUUAAAGCUUCCCAUAUCUCCAUGCACAAUAUCAGUCGGCGCGAUCGAUUAUAUGAGCACGAAAACCAAAGGCGCGGUUCGGAUAAUCAUUCAAUCACGACAUGAUAAGUUCGCUAAAGAGUUAACAUGUUUGAUCGUUCCUACGAUCUCGGAUUUGGUCCCGUUCGAAGUUUUCUCGCGAAAGAAUAUAAAAUUACCCGAAGGUAUUACCCUCGCCGACCCAGAAUUUCACGUUCCGCGCCCGAUAGAUUUACUGAUUGGAUCUAGCACGACGCUAUCAUUGCUUUCUACCGGUCAAGUCGACUUAUCAAAUAGAAACCGCGAUCUGUAUUUGCAGAAUACUCGACUCGGUUGGAUCAUAGCCGGCGGAGUCACGACCGGAAAUAAUUAUAUAAAGGGUCAUCUAUGUUCACUAACGGAUUUAGAAUCGCAAAUGGCUAAAUUUUGGGCUACCGAGGAAAUAACAGAUAAUUCGUCGAGAUCGAUCGCAGCACACGAUAGUGAAACGCAUUUUUUAGAAAACGUUAUCCGCAAUAACGACGGACGAUACGUUGUUCGAUUGCCAUUCCGCAACAAAGAAAGACAACUCGGAAAUUCAAGAAACGUCGCACUUAAACGUUUUUAUUCUCUCGAACGUAAACUGGAAUUGAAUCCAGAAUUAAAGACAGCCUACACACAAAUCUUUGAAGAGUAUUUAAAUUUAAACCAAAUGACUUUGAUUAAUGAUCCAAGUGACGACGGAUUUUACAUGCCGCAUCAUGCGGUAAUAAAGGCGACGAGUGACACCACACGAGUCCGCGUAGUUUUUGACGCAUCCGCAAAAUCAGAGAUCGGUAUGUCAUUGAACGAUCUGUUAUUGAUCGGGCCCACGAUACAAGAUAACUUAUUUGCACAUUUGAUUCGAUUUCGCAUAUUUAAAAUCGUACUCAACGCCGAUAUAGAAAAAAUGUACCGACAAAUAUGGCUACACGAGGACGAUCAAAGAUAUCAACGCGUAUUGUGGCGCUAUAACAAUGAAAUCCGUACCUUCCAACUUAAUACCAUUACAUUCGGAGUAGCAUCAUCGCCAUUUCUUGCCAUCCGUACGGUUCACAAGUUAGCGGACGACGACGGUGAUAGGUUUCCCGACGCGGCACGCUUACUCAAAACGCACUUGUACGUCGAUGACUUGCUCACCGGAACAGAUACCGUCGAAGAAGCGCGCAGAUUACGAGACGAAGUAAUCGCGUUACUUGCUCGGGGUGGCUUUAACAUACGUCAAUGGGCCUCCAACGACAGGCGCGUCAUCGAAGAUCUAAAUCCCGACGCUAUAAAUUCGAAUCUUGACUUUGACAAAACCAACUCUCUGAAAAUGCUAGGAGUAGCGUGGGAUGCGCGGAAUGACGCGUUACAUUAUUCAGUUCGCAAAAUCAACCACGUCGAAAGGUUCACAAAGCGAAUGGUCGUCGCGGAGAUAGCUAAGAUGUUUGACCCAUUAGGCGUGAUAGGACCGGUGACAUUGUUUGCCAAAAGAAUAAUGCAAGAUUUAUGGAAAUCUAAGAUAGGAUGGGACGAACACAUACCACCUAGCAUACAAUCUACGUGGACGGAAUUUAUGUCACAGUUAGAGAUUAUCAACGAUCUAUCUAUCAAUCGCGCGGUAGUAAUUCCCGAACAUAAUGACAUCCAAAUUCACGGGUUUUGCGACGCGAGCAAGGUAGGGUAUGGCGCGUGUCUCUAUAUACGUUCCAAAAAUCAAAAUGAUAGAGUACAUUGCCGUCUAUUAUGCGCCAAAAAUAGAGUCGCCCCAUUAAAAUCCGUGACGAUACCGCGCCUUGAACUAUGCGGAGCGCUUUUACUAGCCAAAUUAUACGGCGAGGUACGUAAGGCGGCGGAACUUAACCCAGAUAAAGUUAUAUUAUGGAGCGAUUCAAUGAUCACCCUACAUUGGAUAAGAACGUCACCUCAUAGUUUGAAAACAUACGUAUCCCAUCGCGUUGCUCAAAUCCAGGAAAUCACGGAGCCUCAAAUUUGGCGACACGUCAAUUCAAAGGACAAUCCGGCCGACGCCCUUUCGCGAGGUCAGAUGCCGGGUGCUCUACUAAAUAAUCAGCAUUGGUUCUCGGGUCCGUCGUGGUUAAUAAAGAACGAAAAUGAAUGGCCUCAGGACUGUAUGAAACCGAUUGAAAUACCGGAAAUGAAGGGGAAUAAGUGUUUAAGCACUGAUAUUAGUAACAAAGACAUUUUACAAAAAUACUCCUCGUACACUAAAACGUUACGAAUUGUAGCGCUAUGUUUACGUUUUCGACGAAAAAACGCGUAUCAGGGACCACUAUGCGCGCGAGAAAUAGAAGAAGCGGAGAUAAGAGUAAUGAAAAUCGUUCAGGCCUCUCGUUUCGCAUCCGAGUUGAAAAAAAUUACCAACAAACAAACAGCAAACAAAAAAAUUGCCUCAUUAGAUCCAUUUAUCGAUCAACACGGUCUAAUUCGCGUCGGGGGACGUCUCAGAAAAUCGAAUUUGACAUUCGCGCAGAAACAUCCCAUUUUAAUUCCAAAUAAUCACUUCCUGACAGAUCUUAUUAUCAAAGAAACACAUGAAAGAUAUUUUCACUCGGGCAUUCAAACAACGUUAUAUACUAUCAGACAGAAAUUCUGGCUACUCGACGGUAGAAAUCAAGUCCGCAAAAUAGUGCGUUCAUGUAUUCGCUGCUUCCGUUUUAAUGCCAAUGCAAUUAGAUACAAAAUGGGCGAUUUACCAAAAUCUCGCGUAACCGAAGCGAUUCCAUUUGCCAAUACAGGGGUCGACUUCUGCGGCCCAUUCUACAUUAAAGAGAAAAAAUACAGAAAUCGGAAUCGUAUCAAGACAUACGUUUGCGUAUUUGUGUGUAUGGUCGUCAAGGCGGUGCAUCUUGAAGUGGUCAGCGACUUGACCACAGAAGGAUUUCUAGCCGCGUUGAGACGAUUCGUAUCUAGGCGAGGUAUUCCAACACACAUCUUCUCUGAUAAUGGAACCAACUUCAUCGGGGCGAGCAAUCAUUUAAGAGAAUUAUACAUCCUUUUUAACUCCGACGAGCAUAAAGAUCGGGUUAAUCGAUUCGCAAUCGAUCACAGAAUAACGUGGCACUUCAUACCUCCCAUCGCUCCACAUUUCGGCGGCUUAUGGGAGUCAACAGUAAAGCUAUUUAAACACCACUAUAAACGCGUUGUCGGUGACCUUUUAUUCACUUUCGAAGAAUUAAAUACAUUUACAACAGAAAUCGAAGGAAUCCUAAAUUCAAGACCUAUCUCCUAUCUCUCAUCUGAUCCAAAUGAUCCUAUAAUUUUAUCACCCGCACAUUGUAUGAUCGGUAAACCAAUUAUGAACAUGCCUGAACAUGAUUACUCGUCUGUCCCAGCUGCACGCCUAUCCACCUGGCAACAUCUAUCAAAGGUACGUCAGGACUUCUGGACCCGAUGGAGCCAAGAAUAUCUCAGUGAACUACAAACGCGACAUAAAUGGAACAAAGAGGAAAGGAAUAUCGAAGUCGGAACGAUCGUUCUUCUCAAGGAGAAAAACCUGCCGUGUUCGCAAUGGGCCAUGGGCAGGAUCACAGAAAUACAUCCUGGCGAAGACGGAGUGGUGCGAGCCGCCACCAUUAAGACGAGCGCUGGAAUCCUGAAACGGACAACGAAAUGUUUGUGUCCGCUUCCACUCGAACAAUAG